This is a messenger RNA of Copidosoma floridanum, 1503 nucleotides long. It is a transcript of the gene nompB, whose product is annotated as intraflagellar transport protein 88-like protein nompB. NCBI's taxonomy places the organism in Eukaryota, Metazoa, Arthropoda, Insecta, Hymenoptera, Encyrtidae. Gene Ontology annotation, cellular component: ciliary base; centriole; non-motile cilium. The record is from RefSeq and is a predicted model, not a curated record. Gene Ontology annotation, molecular function: kinesin binding. Gene Ontology annotation, biological process: intraciliary transport; non-motile cilium assembly.
AUGGCAUUGCCCGAAGAAAAAAUCAAGCAGACUGAGCGGAGAAUAAUGACAAUGAUAGAAGAAUCAAUAAAGGCAGCCUGUGACAAAAAUAUGAAAGUUGCCCUAGAAAGAGCGAGAGAUGCCUCGUCGAGGGAACGAGCUUUAAUUAGGAUACAAGAACAAGCCAGCCUUAGUGAUAGCCAUAAUAUUGACCUCACCUUCGCUGUUAUUUUUAAUCUAGCCAGCCAGUAUUUGAAUAGCGAACUCUACACGGAGGCAAUAGCAACGUAUUUGGCCAUCAUAAAAAACCGAAAUUUCAGCAACAGAAAUUUCAGUAACACCAGACUUAAGGUCAAUAUAGGAAAUAUUUAUACGAAAAUUGGCCAGUUAUCUCAGGCCAUAAAAAUGUACAGAAUGGCUCUUGAUCAAACGACUGUAGCUCAAAAGUAUCUAAGGAUAAAGAUUAUGCACAACAUUGGCAUCGUAUUCGUGCAAAUGGGAAGGCUCGAAGAGGCAGCCAACAGCUUUGAAUGGGUGAUGAGGGAAAAGCCGGAUCUGAAGGCUGGCAUGCACGCGAUCCUCUGCAACUUUGCCCUAUCUCGUCAAGAUAAAAUGAAGAAGUGCUUUCUUGAGUUGCUCGAUGUUCCCCUCCCCAUUGAUCACGAUGAAAAAUAUAGUAUUAACACGGAUGAUAUAACAGCUAACAUACUUAACGAGACAGUUAAAAACGACAACCUCUCGAGAUUAGAGCGUGAGCUGAAAAGUUACGCCGAGAAAAAGAUCCUGAACGCGGCAAAUCUGAUAGCUCCCGUCAUUGAAGAGACGCUCGCUGCGGGGUUUGCAUGGUGUAUUGACGCCAUCAAGUUGUCGACAUACAAUCAGCUAGCAACCAAUCUAGAGAUUGACAAGGCGAUGGUCUUCUUACACAAUCGCGAGGUGGGAAUGGCUAUCAAUUCCUUAAACGUCUUCGAGAACCAAGAUACAAAAAUUAAUAGCUCUGCAUUAACUGUACUAUCUUUCAUUUAUUUUCUUCAGGGUGAGCUAAAGCUGGCAGAAAGGUACGCCGAGUUGGCAAAGAGCAGGGACAAUUAUAGUGCUGCUGCCUACGUCAAUUUGUCAGCCUGCUCCAUUGCAAGGAACGAGCUGGAAAGUGCCAAGGAGUAUUUGCUAAGUGCCCUGGAGAAUGAUCCAAACCACGUUCAGGCACUAUACAAUCUUGGUUUGGUCUAUCAAAAGAAGAAUAUGCUGAAAAAAGCCAUGAAGUGUUUUUGGAAACUCAAGGAUAUUGUCAAAUACGAUCCGUUGACUAUCUAUCAAAUUGGCCAUCUGUACCAAUUGAGUGAUGAUAUCGAACACGCAUCGGAAUGGUUCAAUCAGCUGCUUAGUAUAACACCAUCAGAUCCAGGAAUACUCCGGAAACUGGGAGAACUGUUUGACAGCGUGGGAGAUAAGCAGCAAGCAUACCAGUAUUAUAACGAAGUUUGUAUAUCACCUUUUCUGCUCAUAGACAUUGAUAAAAAAUGA